GGUUUUUGAAUGGAAAUAUCAAAAAGAUUUCUAAAUUCUAAAUUUAUAUCCACCACAUUAAAACAAAUCAGAAUGGUUCACAACGAAGUCACAAUUAUUGGUUCAGGCCCUGCUGCUCAUACAGCUGCCAUCUACUUGUCAAGAGCCGAGGUUAAACCCGUGUUAUACGAAGGUAUGUUGGCUAAUGGGUUUGCAGCUGGAGGUCAAUUAACCACCACCACCGACAUUGAAAACUUUCCUGGAUUCCCAGAAGGUAUCAACGGUACCAGUUUAAUGGACAAUAUGAGAAAACAAAGUGAAAGAUUCGGUACCAAGAUCAUUACCGAAACCAUUUCCAAAGUCGAUUUCAGCUCCAGACCUUUUAAAUUGUGGACCGAAUUUUAUGAAGAUGAUGAACCAAUUACUACCGAUGCCGUGAUCAUUGCCACAGGUGCCUCGGCCAAGAGAAUGCACUUACCAGGUGAAGAUACCUAUUGGCAACAGGGUAUUUCUGCUUGUGCUGUUUGUGAUGGAGCAGUUCCAAUUUUCAGAAACAAGCCUUUGGCCGUUAUCGGAGGUGGUGAUUCUGCAUGUGAAGAAGCUCUUUUCUUGACCAAGUACGGUUCCAAGGUGUAUUUGAUGGUGAGAAGAGACCAAUUAAGAGCCUCCACCAUUAUGCAAAAAAGAGUUAAGGAUAACGAAAAGUUGGAGAUUUUGUGGAACACCGAAGCUACUGAAGCUAAAGGCGAUGGUAAGCUUUUAACCGGGCUUGAAAUCAUCAACAACAAGACAAAGGAAACCUCCUUGUUACCUGUCAAUGGUUUGUUUUACGCCAUUGGCCAUACCCCUGCCACCGCUGUGUUUGGUAAACAAAUUGAAACUGAUGAUACCGGAUAUAUCAAGACCACACCAGGUUCUACUCACACCUCGGUACCAGGUGUGUUUGCAGCUGGGGAUGUCCAAGAUAAGAUUUAUAGACAAGCCAUCACUUCUGCUGGCUCUGGAUGUCAAGCUGCUUUGGACUGUGAAAGUUUUUUGGCUGAACAAAGUGUAUAAUAGACUAUAGACUUAGAGUAUUGUAUGUACACCACGAAUUUGAUGUUUGUACCGCCGCCUGUCGCAUUUUAUCUUCGCGAAAACUGGAUCAUUUG
Molecule: messenger RNA, 1130 nt
Organism: Yamadazyma tenuis ATCC 10573
Lineage: Eukaryota; Fungi; Ascomycota; Pichiomycetes; Serinales; Debaryomycetaceae
Source: RefSeq, a predicted model, not a curated record